Molecule: messenger RNA, 912 nt
Organism: Coffea eugenioides
Lineage: Eukaryota; Viridiplantae; Streptophyta; Magnoliopsida; Gentianales; Rubiaceae
Exons: 4
Coding region: 65-691 (208 amino acids)
Source: RefSeq, a predicted model, not a curated record
CCUCGCCCUCCCGUGCAAAGCCGAAAGUCCAGACUAAAUUCAAAAAAAAAAAGAAAAAAAAAAGAUGGAAGAUUUUGAGAAGAAGGUUUCAAUCUCGGAUGAACCAGACAAGAUGGAUACCGAGGAUACUGUUGUUGUUAGCGCUACAAAAAUCGUGGGUUUACUUCGUAAAUUCCUCGCCGUCCAACAACGCAGAGCUCAAGCUUAUGCAAAACUCAAAAGUGGAUUUGAGGACUAUAUGGUGUCAGGAAGUGAGUCAGCUUACCAACAACUUUGCAGUGAGAUCACUGUUGAAUUCAAUGACUGUUCAAGAGAAGUUCUUGAUUUGGAAUCACUCUUUCGCAGCGCUGAUUUCUUUCGGGAGGAUCUUGCUUGUCUACUCAAAUCAGUUCAAACACAAGAAAAGCAGAAGCUGCAACUGACUGCUACCAUUCAGGUGUUGAAGAAGGUUGGCCGUCCUUCAGAACGUCUUGUGAGCCACGAGAAUUGCAGAUUUAAUAGGGCAAUUGGACACCAGUGUGUGCAUAUCAAUAAGAUAACUGAAGCCUCUGGAACUGAAGAGGCAGAGGCUGAUGCAGAGUACGAUAAUGCUCUAAAGGAAGCCAUCAAAGGUGUGCAGAAUGCUGUAAUUACCAUAAAUGAACAUUUGGAAGAAGUUAGGUAUGAGAUUGCAGCCCUGGAAACCGAGUAACUACUUCACAGCAUACUUGUAGAACAGUAACUAGUACUUAUCUGGUAAUAGCAUGAUAUUUCCUGUCUAAGUUGCAUCAUUAUAAAAGAUCAGUUGGAUAGGUUAAAAGAUUGGGGAUACUCUCCUUAACAACUGUAUAUUCUUCUUCGAUGUUUUGCCCAGUCGAAAUGUCUGUAAUUUUACUUUUUUGUCUUUAGUAGCAAUGCUAAGUUAUUCAAACA